AUGGGUUCUGAGCUGGAGACGGCGAUGGAGACUCUCAUCAAUGUGUUCCAUGCCCACUCGGGCAAGGAGGGGGACAAGUACAAGCUGAACAAGAAGGAGCUGAAAGAGCUGCUGCAGACCGAACUCUCUGGCUUCCUGGACGCCCAGAAGGAUGCGGAUGCUGUGGACAAAGUGAUGAAGGAGCUGGAUGAGAACGGAGAUGGGGAGGUGGACUUCCAGGAGUACGUGGUGCUGGUGGCUGCCCUCACGGUGGCCUGUAACAACUUCUUCUGGGAGAACAGUUGAGCAGACAGCCCCAGUGGGCCGCGCCCUUCCCCUCUGCCCUGCCAUACCUGCCCCUACACCCUGCUUUCCUUCCUCCCCACCUGCCCCUCCCCAUAGUCCCACCUUUGCCCACCCUCCAACAAGGGCGCAAGAGUAGUGGGCCAGACCUGCAACUCGUCUUUCAUUAAAGGCUUCUCUCUCAA
Myotis daubentonii (Daubenton's bat) is the source of this 467-nucleotide messenger RNA. RefSeq names its product S100 calcium binding protein A1 (gene S100A1). Gene Ontology annotation, biological process: regulation of heart contraction. Gene Ontology annotation, molecular function: calcium-dependent protein binding; calcium ion binding; S100 protein binding. Lineage: Eukaryota; Metazoa; Chordata; Mammalia; Chiroptera; Vespertilionidae. The record is from RefSeq and is a predicted model, not a curated record. Gene Ontology annotation, cellular component: sarcoplasmic reticulum; cytoplasm.